This is a messenger RNA of Sinocyclocheilus grahami, 720 nucleotides long. Its product is annotated as cyclic AMP-responsive element-binding protein 3-like protein 3. The transcript is spliced from 7 exons. Gene Ontology annotation, molecular function: DNA-binding transcription factor activity, RNA polymerase II-specific; RNA polymerase II cis-regulatory region sequence-specific DNA binding. The record is from RefSeq and is a predicted model, not a curated record. Gene Ontology annotation, biological process: regulation of transcription by RNA polymerase II. The annotation marks the transcript as partial. NCBI's taxonomy places the organism in Eukaryota, Metazoa, Chordata, Actinopteri, Cypriniformes, Cyprinidae. Gene Ontology annotation, cellular component: nucleus.
UACGAGGCCCAGGUGGUGCAGACAGACCACUGCUACACCCUCCCACAGGACACAGACGCCCUGCUGAGCGUCCGAUCAGAGAACCCGGAGUCUGAUGUCUUCAUAGAUGUCGAUGAUUUGGAUAUGGACAUGGAUGAUGGCUUCUCCCCAGAGCUGCCCUGCUCACUCACGAUUGACUCCACACAAAGCAGCAAACCAGACAGCCAGUUCCAGUUCAAAGAGAUUGUUUUGACUGAUGAGGAGAGGAGACUUCUGGCGAAAGAAGGUGCAACCAUUCCAGCUCAUAUGCCUCUUACAAAGGCAGAGGAACGGACCCUGAAGAGGGUGAGGAGAAAGAUCCGGAAUAAGCAGUCUGCUCAGGAGAGUCGCAAGAAGAAGAAAGUUUAUGUUGAUGGCCUAGAGAACAGGGUUGCGAUCUGCACUGCUCACAAUCAGGAAUUACAGAAGAAAGUUGAGAUGCUGCAGAAACAAAACAUGUCCCUUAUUGAACAGCUGAGAAAACUGCAGGCUAUGGUGAAAAUGUCCACGAUAAAAACCACCACGACUAGCACUUGUAUUAUGGUGUUCCUGCUUUCUUUCUGUCUGAUCAUUUUCCCCUCAGUCAAUCCUUUUGGCAGCAGCAAUCAGAAAGAUCUGUAUACGUCAUCUACAGGUGAGCACAAUGUUUGUCAUUGUUUCCAUAGGGUGCUGAGGAAUGUUGUCCUGCUUGUUUUCUGCCAU